AUUUUUCUUCGUAAUUCUUAUCUUGUUUUUCAAACUGUAGCUAAUAGGGCAACCACCAUCGACGAAGACGAACUCAAUUACAGUUAGCAAACAAAAGCAAGGAAAUUAAGCCAUCGUGUUCCGUUAUCAUUUGAUAGUGAAUUUAUCAUUUAUCUCGUAACUUUGGCCUGAUAGCGAACACAACAAUGUCAGAACACCGCGAACCUUGCGACUAAUUCACGUUAAAUUUAGAUAAACCUUUGAUAUUGUGUUACGAUGGAAGAGUUUCUAGGAGUGAAGUAUGUGAUGGUGGGUUACGAAAACUUUGAGGACUAUCUAAUUUUUAUAGGUGUGGGCUACAUAGCUAGGAAGGCAGCACUAACUCUUCGUCCUACUCAUUGCCUAACAUUAAACGAAAACGGUACCUAUACAUUCAGUUUUAAUUCGAGGCUGGUGAAUUCUUCAGUUACAUUCGCAUUAGGCAUUGAGUUCGAUGAAGUUAAGCCAGAUGGUGUUAAGGUAAAAAGCGUAAUUACAAUAGAAGGUAAUAAGAUGAUACACAUACAGCGAGAAGAAAAUGGCAGAACUUCGAAACAUAUUCGUGAAUUUUUCCAUGAUAAAAUGAUAGCGACAACUACCGCUGAAGGAUUAGACAAAAUUGUCAAAAGAUACUUUGAGGCAGUACGAUGAUGAAUGGGUGGAUGAGGAAAGAAAAAUCGGAGUUUUCUUUUACAUUUAGU
This is a messenger RNA of Papilio machaon (common yellow swallowtail), 719 nucleotides long. Its product is annotated as fatty acid-binding protein, heart. Gene Ontology annotation, cellular component: cytosol; nucleus. The coding region runs from base 256 to 669 and encodes 137 amino acids. Lineage: Eukaryota; Metazoa; Arthropoda; Insecta; Lepidoptera; Papilionidae. The record is from RefSeq and is a predicted model, not a curated record. Gene Ontology annotation, biological process: fatty acid transport. Gene Ontology annotation, molecular function: fatty acid binding. The transcript has 4 exons.